Molecule: messenger RNA, 2524 nt
Organism: Dreissena polymorpha
Lineage: Eukaryota; Metazoa; Mollusca; Bivalvia; Myida; Dreissenidae
Product: mitoguardin-like
Exons: 14
Coding region: 130-1671 (513 amino acids)
Biological process (GO): mitochondrial fusion
Source: RefSeq, a predicted model, not a curated record
AGUGGUUCGUAACCAUGUUUAAUAACAACAACAACAACAACACAAACCUCCGAUAAAUAAAAAGUUAGACCUUCAAACUUUCUAUUGUUUUAGCAUAAAAAGGACCAAAUGUAAAACCAAAACAUAAGGAUGGACAAACUGACAGGGAUAUUUCCUGCUUUACCACAGCUUGCAUCCGUCUCUCAGAGAACUAAAUUAAUCACGGUUGGAAUUACAGCUGGCUUUUCAUUUCUAUGGCUGUUAACUUCCUUAUUGCGUCGACAACGUGCUAAGUCUAGCAAGAAAAGCACAGGGGCUCACAAUAAGCAAAGGAACCGUAGUGGAAGAAUACCACUUACUGCUACAAGCCCUAAUGGAGAGCUCCCCUACAGAAGUCGCAGUCCCAGCUCCCUUAGAUCCCUUCUUAGAGAGAAGUCCCUGUCUGGGUCGACUGCAAGUCUAGGGGCAGUCUCCACCAGCACCACAUCAACCAUCAUACAUCCAACAUCUACUGUGGAUACUACUGAUAUGACUCCACUGCAGUUGUGUGACCUGGGCCUUGAGACCUUGAGCCAGGCUGUCAGCUACUGGGAAGACGCUGUGAUGAAGAUGGGCUACCUUGAUGACAAUCCUGUACCUGCAAUUACUGAUCCAGACACAGCGUCGCUUCAACAUCGUCUAGAGCACCUGCUGGAGAUGGCGUACCACAUGCAGGACUCGUACGAGCGGGACGUGGUGCGGGCCACAGACCACAUGGUGUUUGACACCGCAUUGGCAGCAUUCACGGAGGCAGAGAAUGCAGCGAGGUCUCGCACCAUGAGUAUGGGAUCUUCCUCAGAUCUGGAGUCAUUUGUGUCAGCAACUGACCUUGCAGAUUUGUCUGACCUGGACCAGCACAGGGAGCUGUUCAAGAAUCUGUACCUGUAUGAGUCUGGACUUAUGGAGCUGAAGUAUGGGUCUGUGCCGUGUAGAACACUCAGAUCAGAGAUGACCCAGUGCAUGUCUGAUACAGAAUUUUUAGCCAAACUGCAUUGCAUUCGGCUUGCCAUGAAUGAAAUCUUUUCGGUACAAGAAAACCGAGAAUAUUUUGCUGAUAUGGGCAAGAAAAUCAUCAGCAGCCUUCUUCUGCAGGCAGAAAGAGAUACAGAUGAUUUUGUUAUGGCGUAUUCGUCGAUGCUGGACUUUGUGAACAAUCCAGAUAACUGGACCAAAAUGGAGGAAGAACUAAAGGGUAGAGGGGUUAAGACCUUCACAUUCUAUGAUGUUGUGUUGGACUUCAUUCUUAUGGACGCCUUUGAUGACCUGGAGAACCCUCCCUCCACUGUGACAGCUGUUGUCAAUAACCGCUGGCUGUCAAAUGGUUUCAAAGAAACGGCCCUGUCGACAGCAGUGUGGUCAGUAUUGAAAGCCAAGCGGAGAUUGCUCAAGUUUUCUGAUGGGUUUAUCAGCCGUUUCUACAACAUCUCUGAGUCUGUAAGCCCAGUCCUAGCAUGGGGAUUCUUGGGACCAGAUUCCAAAAUGAAAGACCUCUGUUAUUAUUUCAAGGACGUAGUCCUGGGCCUAAUACGGGACAUGUUCAGUUUCGAGAAGGCCCGCUAUACAUCCCUUGAGGCGCUAUCCAGUGACAUCUUGUUGCUAGCAACCACUCGUAUGGACCAAGCCCUUAGCAAACUCAGUGCAGACCCCAGGUGAUAUUUAACCGUUAAUGGGGUGUAGGACCUUAAAUUUUAUAUUAAGGAGAACUCAAGUUUUUUAUGGAAGCAGUGGUCUGCAAGUGAUCUUCGAGCGUUGUUAUUUUCUAGUGUGGUUUUAUUAAAUUGACAAGUGUUCGUUUCUUUGAGAAAGAAGCUGUAAUGUGAUAUUCCAUUGUUGUUGUUUGCAAGGGUCUUUAAAUAAACAGGUGGCAUGUUUUUGUAUCUAUGUAUACGAAAACGUGUGAUAUUUAGUUUUUCUCAGUGUUUUAUUACUUUAAAAUGUACAUUGACAAUUCAUGUGUGGUCGUUUCUAUGGAAGCGAACAACUCAACUGAUUUUAGUUUUUGUCAUCUAAGGUCUUUUAAUGAACAUGAUCUAUUGGUUGGUCCCACACAAGUGGGGUUGAAGGGCAGCUGUACUUGAUUUCAAAAGAAGAAACUUAGCUGUUUUUAUACUGCAUAAUAUGUUAAAUACCUACCUUAUUGCUAAUGUAUACUAGUAUGUUAAUUAAAAGAAGUGUCAAAAAGUGUGUAUAGUUUCAAGUUGGUGUUAUAAAAACUUAAAAACCACAGCAGAGAUUAACAAGACAUCUAUUAUGUGUGUGAAUGUCGUCAUAAACGACAUAGAAGUGCUUUUAAUAGUGUGUUUACUAUUAUUAUAUUUAAUCUUGAUUUGCAUGCAUUUGAUAUAGAAACGUAUCAUUCGUUCAUAUAUUUACAGUUAUUAUACUAGUGUUUACAGUGAAUAUAUUAUGUUACACGAAAAAUAAGACAAUGACACCCAACUGUACAAGAAUGUUUGUUUUUAAUCAGGGUAAUGUGAAGUCGUGAAAUAAAAUAUAUAUAAAGGUU